Molecule: messenger RNA, 579 nt
Organism: Pseudozyma hubeiensis SY62
Lineage: Eukaryota; Fungi; Basidiomycota; Ustilaginomycetes; Ustilaginales; Ustilaginaceae
Exons: 2
Coding region: 1-579 (192 amino acids)
Biological process (GO): translation
Cellular component (GO): cytosolic large ribosomal subunit; ribosome
Molecular function (GO): structural constituent of ribosome
Source: RefSeq, a predicted model, not a curated record
AUGCCCAAGAUCUACAAGGUGUGUAUCAAGCGCCGACACAAGCAGCAGCCGGCGUCAUCGACACUCGCACACGCAUCCAGCACUUCAGUCAUUGCAAACGCAGAUCGACAGCGUCGUAAUGCUGCUAUCUCGAGCAUGUCGUCUCCGAGUCACAUCGCGCUGACAUUAUGUGUCUCUCUAAUCAUCGUCUACAGCCAGGAAAGGUCGCCGUCGUCCUUAGCGGCCGUCACGCCGGUUGUCGUCAUCAAGCAGUUCGAUGACGGCUCCAAGGACAAGUCGUUCCCCUACAUUGUCGCUGCCGGCAUUGAGCGAUACCCGUCCAAGGUCACCAAGCGUAUGGGUGCUAAGAAGAUCGCAAAGCGAUCCAAGGUCAAGCCUUUCGUCAAGGUCAUCUCGUACAACCACCUUAUGCCCACCCGGUACGCACUCGAGCUCGAGGGUCUCAAGGGAGCCGUCACCCAGGACACUUUCAAGGAGCCUUCGCAACGCGAGGACGCCAAGAAGCAGAUUAAGCAGAUUUUCGAGGAGAAGUACACCUCGGGCAAGAACAAGUGGUUCUUCACCCCUCUCCGCUUCUAA